Messenger RNA from Papilio machaon (common yellow swallowtail), 2466 nucleotides. RefSeq lists its product as uncharacterized. The record is from RefSeq and is a predicted model, not a curated record. Lineage: Eukaryota; Metazoa; Arthropoda; Insecta; Lepidoptera; Papilionidae. The coding region runs from base 133 to 2412 and encodes 759 amino acids. The transcript is spliced from 9 exons.
CGAAGAAAAAAGCGUGACAUAAAUGAUUUAGUGACAGUAAAAUGUCAGAAACUGUCAGAAAUACACUAAAAUAUUUGUAAGCACGAAGAAUACACGGUAGUGGUUACACCUCAAUCAUAAACAGGUCAUAAAAUGGAGCUUGAUGAAAAAGAAGUGAACGCUGAAGAACUACAGAGUACGGAAUCAAAAAAAAGUGUAACCACUUCCAAUGUGUAUUCAACGGAUUUCACGGAUUACAGCUCAGAUAAAAACAAUUCAUCUGGCAAAGAAACCUAUGUCAUAGACUGGGAUGAUAGCGAGGACAGUGAAGCAUCUUGUCAAUAUCAUUCAGAACAGAGCAAACAUAAUUUGCCCGAAGAAAAUAACAGUAUAGAUGACAAUAUGGAAAUUAUAAAAAUAGUCGACAAUGAAUUAGUCAAAGCACAUCAAAAGUUUAGUAAUAAAGUAUCAAUGACUUCUCAAAUAUGUACAGUGGUCGGACAAGAAACAUUCACACAGACCAGCAAAACUAUCAUUGAACUUGCCGAGUCCGAAGGUCUUAUUGUAAAGUCAGUAGAUUUUAACACACUUCAGACUCAAACGUCCUACAUUUCUGUUACUGAGAAUAAGAGAAUAGAAUACAAGAUCCACAAUUCGAACAUGUACGAGUUUAAAGACGUUCAGUGCGAUAUUAAUAACAGCAAUGAUAUUUGGCCAGUUUUAAGUAACAGCUUUGAGGAUAAAUCAUCAAAAUGUCUCGAACCACAAUCAGAUAUAGAGAAAUUUGAAAGUGACAACAUUGAAAUUAAAAAUGAUACAGAAAAUAUUACAAUUAUAAACGAACUGGACAAUUCUUAUAAAUGUAUUGAUGAUGUCGAUAAAUCAAUAUCCACUAGUUCUGAUAUUGACGACGAUUCACUAAUGGAGUACGAUGAUAACAGAAUAAAAGAAAACAGUUUCAGUUGUAAGGACAACGAUGAAUGUUAUACACCAAAAUCAAUUAGUAAGGAAAUUGAAGAUUUAUAUAUCAACGUAUCUAAGCGUUUUGAUGUAUUUUCUGAUAAACAUAAUGUAGAAACACAAUCACUAAAUCCUUGGGCCAGAGUACUAACGCCACUCACAGAAGAAUCUACGGCGAAUAGAGAAAGCAUUAUAGACAUGACUCCUUGCUUGGACGUUGUAGUUGACAACAAGAAAAAGCAUAACAACGUAGAAUAUUACACGCAAAGUAAAGAACAUGACUAUUCAACGUCAGAAGCAGAUGGAUCCUUAGACACAAAGGAGCCAUUUAAAUUGCCACCUAUUGAAAACAAUAAAGCUACUAAUCUAUGCUUUUUACUAUCUGCUCAUCAUGGAAGGAAGAAAAAUAUGAAAUCUGAUUAUAGUACUGUAAAUUCGGAAUGUAAGUCCAAUAAUUUGGCAGCUGGAGAAAGUUCUAUUGCAAAUGAAACUCAACCACGUCUACCUAACCAAGCGAUACAAUUACCGCCAAUAAAUGCGGAACCUGGUAUCUUUAGCAUAUACAACAACAAUGGCUCCUACUCAUCCUGUUCUUCGAGGAUAAGCGUGUCCAAACCAGAAUCCACUUGCGACUCCAUCAGUAUCCAGGAUAAGAUUAGAGAACUAAAAAUGAUUGACAGGAGAAUGAAAAUCAGUGAAAGCUCUCUGUCGACUUCCAUACCGGAAUGUGGCAAGUUGAAUGAUACGUCUUUUAAAGGCUGCGAACUCUUGUGUUCUGAACUGAUGAGGAAGCUAAAGUCAUCUUCGUGGUGUGAAGUUGUAGACACUUUGGAAGAAAUACCUAAAGCGAUGGAGAAAUUCUGGAAUGUCAUCACUGAACUUCGGAUUGCCGAUUUCAUAAGACAGGUGACGGUGCACGUGGACUCGCCGCGGUCGCAGGUGGCGCGCACCGCCUGCCUCACUCUAGCGUGCAUUCUUAAGAACACAAACUAUACUAGGAAACCGGACUACUACGAGGCAGUAACGGCGCUGCUGGUGAAAACCGGCUGUUUCAGCCGGCCAGUGCGACGCGCGGCCAACAUGGCACUUGAUGAGAUCGUGUGUGCGGUUGACUUUACGCAGACCGUCACUGCUCUAUGUGUACAUGGCGUUGGACACAAGAGCCCUCUGGUGCGUUGUGCGGCGGCGCGAUUGCUGGUUGUGUGCUGCGCAGUGUCAGGAGGUGGGCGCGGAUUGCUGCGCGGCCGGCCCGCCUCCGCCGCCGCUGCACGUCGCUCUGCGCUCAGGGCACUCGCUGAGCUGCUCCAGGAUAAAGCUACUGAUGCCAGGAAAUACGCGGAACGUCUCUACUCAAUGCUGCGACCGUUAUCCAACUUCGAGGCUUAUUACCUCACUGACGUGGAUGUGGAACUUGCCUCUAAACAAAUGAAGAAGUACGACAAAUUACUUACGACUGGCUCUAAAGAUAGGUGAUCUAAAACAGCCAUUGAUGGUAAAGAAGUUCAGUUGUCGUUUGUUAUUUAAAUG